This is a messenger RNA of Carassius carassius (crucian carp), 1815 nucleotides long. RefSeq names its product tumor protein p63-regulated gene 1-like protein. Gene Ontology annotation, cellular component: cytoplasm. The transcript is spliced from 7 exons. Lineage: Eukaryota; Metazoa; Chordata; Actinopteri; Cypriniformes; Cyprinidae. The coding region runs from base 164 to 1021 and encodes 285 amino acids. The record is from RefSeq and is a predicted model, not a curated record.
CUGCUGUGGUCUUAGAGAAGUUUCGUUUUCUGGUCAACGCCCAUCUUCACAUCACAGAUACCACGGAAGCAGGAAAUAAUAGGUUCUCGUGCACCUGACGCUGAGUCUAACCGUCUUGUUCGAACAUAGCACGUUGAUUUAAUUCUUGCAGCCAGCGGUCACUAUGUCAGAGAAAGACGAAGAGACAUUCAAAUCUGUGGAUUUGGAGCAGCAAACCGAGAAGUCUCCGGAACCAGACAUCAAUCCUCAAGAAUCUCCAAGUGAAAAAGAAACCGAUAAACCCAGCACACCUUCUACAGAAGCCAAGGGAGAAAGCACCCCCUCUACACAUGCUUCAGCAGCCAAAGUUAAAUGGACAUCAUCUGCGGAACAGUUUAAACUGAGAAGAUUUUUUGUCCUCAGGCCUGGAACACUGGACCAUGGCAUUGAGGAUGUUAAAGCUCUGGUGAAUCCCACAGAAGAUGGUCCGGUCCAAGGUAUCUGGCUCAUGGCUGAAGUUGAUCAUUGGAACAAUGAGAAAGAGCGAUUGGUGCUCAUCACAGAGAACACCCUCCUCCUCUUCAAAUAUGACUUUGUCAUGCUUAAUUGUGAGCAGAUUCAGAAGAUUCCACUCAACUUUAUCGACCGCAUCUGCCAUGGUAUCUUCUGCUUUCCACCACGCUCCCUCCUGACGAGAGAAGGUGAGGGCGUGCGGGUGUAUUGGGACAAACUCAGGGAACCAUCUUUCACUUCCCGUUGGAAUCCUUUUUCUGUUGAGUAUCCUUUCACUACAUUCACCUAUCACCCUGUCAGUAGUGCCAAUGAGGAGCUGGGCCGCCUGUGUGAUAUUCAAAACUUCAGGGAGCAGCUGACUUCAGCAGCACAGAAAGCCCACAACAAGAAUCCUGUACCUGGGAAAGCCAACGGAGUUCUUGUGCUGAAUCAACCCAUCCUAAUUGAAGCAUAUGUGGGUCUGAUGUCUGUUAUAGGCAAUCAAAACAAGUUGGGCUAUUGCUUAGCACGAGGCAAUAUUGGUUUCUGAGGGCACUUUGAGUCUUACAAUGAUGGUUUACACAAAGUUAUUCUCUUAUACCAGCUGGGCAUGUGUAAUUUAUACUUGUAUAAGAUAAUAAAUAUUAAUAUGGCUAUUUUAAAUCAAGGUGAAUGAAACCUUUUAGUUUCAUCUAGUUAUAUUGCCACAAGAUCUUAACAAUGUCUAUCAGUCAUUUCCUUUGGGUUGUGUCAUAACAAACAAGAAUGUUGUCCCUCCUCCUACGACUUCCUGUGUAGAAAUAUCUUGUUUUUAGUUUUCUGUUUUAGUUAUUUCUCUGCAGAAACUGAUUCUUCACAAUGUCACUGGCAAAGUGCCUUUCCUUUCUUUCUGUUUUAUGCUGAUAUUCUACCUUAACACAAGCCUUCUUACAAGGCAAUUGAUGCAUGAAGGUACACAAAUCAUAUUUGUUUGAUGGUUUAGGGUUUAUUAUUACAGUAGAACACAGUUCUGGAUUUUCCCUCAUCUUGUAAUUACUACAUUCACUCAGUCAUCUUGAUUUGUUUCUAUAACAGAAUGUCAAACAUAUUGUCAAGUCUUUUUGAAAAUAAAAAGUAAUACAGAAACUUGGUUCAUUAGUGCUGAAUACAAUAUAUUUUCAUUAACUACAUUUAGGAACAAUAAUAAUUAAAAAGUGCUUCAUUUAUCUGAGUAGUCUGCACGAUUUUGAUUUUUAGGGCAUUUCUAAGGUAGGGCAAGUGGCCAGUGUAACCAUGUCUUGUUGAAAAUAUUGUUAUAUAUGUUUUAUACUUGUACAUAUUCAAAAAUAAAACAAAUGUACUGUA